Molecule: messenger RNA, 5130 nt
Organism: Zeugodacus cucurbitae (melon fly)
Lineage: Eukaryota; Metazoa; Arthropoda; Insecta; Diptera; Tephritidae
Exons: 4
Coding region: 196-1473 (425 amino acids)
Biological process (GO): Golgi to plasma membrane protein transport; Golgi organization
Cellular component (GO): Golgi membrane
Source: RefSeq, a predicted model, not a curated record
ACACAUAAUUUGUUUGUUAUAAAAAUCGUUGAACAGUUUAACCUAAACUAAACUCUGCAACACUGCUUUUAUUAUUUGACAUUUCUGAGUAGAAAUAAUAUGACAACAUUGUGAGUUUAUCUAGUUAAAAAAAAUCAGAGCUCUGAUUUGCGCUGAUUUUCCGUGUGCAUUUAUUUUAAAACUUAAGAAAUUAAAAUGGAAAGUUCUAUUGGCGAUUUGGUGCGACAACGAACCAGUGGCGAUGGAAUGGAAGAACAAAAAACUAACACGUCCAAAGAAGUUGAUAUUAAAUACGAUAAUUUAAUAACUCGUUCUGUCCGUCGACCAACUAGUGUUGCUAUACACGAAAAUGUUCACAAAAAAACAUCAAGUAGUAUUUCAACAGCUUCUAAUAACUCAUUCCUACAACCUAGUUUGCAAACACUUUAUCGUCGACACGAAGGGUCACGAAAUCUUGCACCAGUUCUACCAAGGGGUAGAUUGAUUCAAAUGAUUCCUCAUUUCGUCAAUCCGACUAAGACCAUGGGCACACAUAAGAAAAAUAAGCCUCCAAAAUUUAUCCCAUAUGAGCCCUACACAGGCGCUACAAGUUUCAUUGAACCAAAUGUGCAAACCCCCGUUAGCUCAACGCCAAAAACAACGAUAAAAAGUAAAAACAAUUUAGAUAUUGGAGUACUUGUAAGUCAAAUGUCAACAAUGCGUUCAAAGGAAUUAGGUGACAGGAACAGAGAUGAGUGUUGUGGUAGCAGUUGCUUGGAUACUGAAUUAGAAGAACUAAGGGGCGAUCUCCGAAAAAUGACAGAGGAACGUGAUUAUUACCAAGGACAAUUUAGAUUUCAAACGCAAGUUAAUUCUGAAUUAAAAAACUUGUUAGUUGCUUCUGUAGGCGAAGAUAUGCAGUCGCAUGUUAAUGUGCUUACUGAAGAUAAACUACAGUUAGCACGCGCGUUGUUAGAUACCGCUAAAAAUUUAACAACUCAUACGGAUCAAAUUGAGUUCCUUGCGAGCCAGUGUGAAGUGUGGCGUUCCAAAUUCCUUGCUAGUAGCGUAAUGGUAGAAGAACUAGCAAGGUGGAAAGCUGACCUAAUGCAGAAGAACCAAAUACUAGAAGAAUCUACUAAACGAUUAUUGCACGCAACUCAUCAAAUGAGAGAAAUGCAGUUAGACAUUUUACACAAUUUGAAAUUUGUAGCAAAGAUACGUUAUCUAAACCUUCCUAGUACUGACGUAAUUAGCCUUAGUUCAGAAAAUUUAAAUAUUGUGCAACAGAUGGUACUACACUCUGGUGUUGGAAUACCCGAAGGAGACGUUGAUAUUUUGAGUACUAGUAAAAAUCCGCUUUGUGAAGCUGAAAAAUAUGCGGUACAGUCUUUACAAUUCAUUAGUCAGCGUUUAAUGGCAACUGAUGAAGCGAUAAAAGCUCUUUUCGGGCAAGUUCAGCGACCAUAUAGUAGGAUAAGUGCACAAAACUAGUGUUUUUUUGUUGUAAAUUAUUUUAAAAUUGACGCAAAUGAAGGGAAUGGAAAUUUGUUAUAAUUGUAUCAUUAUAAAUUAUUAUAAUCGUAAUCUAAUUAUUUAAAUCGUGUUAUUGCACGAUAUUAAAACGUUAAUAGAUGCUAAAAAAUCCGUUUAAUUCAUUAUUUAAUUUUUUUAUAUUUUAACUAGCAGACCCGGCCACACUUUUUUGUGGCUAAGGUAUACAUUAAAUUAGUAAAUUCUUCAAUACAAAGAAAAAAUUCUUACGCAUAAAGACGAAAACGUUAUAACCGGUAUAUUUUAAAAUGAAUAUGUAUAUAUUGUAGAUAUUUAUUAAGCGUAAAUUAUCAUAAUUUGUAAAAGUUUAAUUUUUUUAAUCGUAUUAGCAUAUUUCAAAGUUGGCUCAAACUUGGCUUCGAUGACGAUAUUGAUUACCUUCUUCACAGCCAGUCUUGUUAUGUUUUAAUUGCAAUUGAGUGGGGAUAGUCAGGGCAAUUUUAAAUAGUCUGUGAGAUAAUUGACUACGUCAUCCUGGUUUGUAGCUGUGUCAACUCUCCUGAAGAUUGCAUUAAGAUCUUUGUUUUUUACCGCCAAUAUAGGUCAUUCAAUCAGUCAUUCAUGGUUAUCACAUUGUGGUUUCAUGUCUCAGACUCAGAGGGGUGCGCGAGCUAUUUUAGCCGACAAUUUAUUCUGCUGCCCCCGGUUGACAAGGCUAAAAGACUUGUCACCAGACGGCUGCAGAAAAUGCGAAACAACUGCGCGCCACUUGUUUUCACCAGUUCAGGAUGUCAUCAAGAAGACUAAGUCCUCUAAAGCCAUCGGCCCUGACGGAAUCAAUUCUCUGGUAUUAAAACAACUAGGUUCAACGGGAGCAGAAUGCCUCACCAAGGUACUCAAUUUAUCGCUAACCGCCAACCAAGGGAGUCUAUACCCGAGACACACAUGUAAAUGGUCUGAUAAAAGAAUUAUGGUAUUGUGUUUACUACGUGUAUUGUCACACAUCGAGUAAACUGAAAUACCAACUUUGUUUCACAGACCACAAAAAAUGUAAACAAUAAAUAUUUACAUAUGUGUAAUGGAGAAUGCAAUUUUUAACAUUACAAAAAGAUGGCAAAAAUAUGUAUCUUCUGUACAAAAAACAGAAGUAGUUGAAAUGUAUCUUAAAAGUCCGUCACAUAUGGCCAUCAAAUUACGGCGAAACCUCUGGCGUUUUGAAAAAAAAAACAUGUGGAUUUUUUUUUAUUUUCCAUUUUACUUAUUUAUUUUUUAAAAGUCAUUUUGACAAAAUAUUUUCAAAAGCUUUUGUAUAUAAGCUCUCACCUAUUUUCUUACCUAUUUUUAGCUGUGUUCAGUGAACAAAAAAUACUGAUAUUGUUACCAGCAAAAUACUACAAUGCUCACAUGGUAAAGUGCUGGUAUUUGGUGAAACACAUCUGGUAUUCGUACGAACAAUAGUAUUGUUAUUACAUGUGUGUCUCGGCUAUUAUCGCCCGAUAACUCUCCUUUCCCCGGUAGUGAGGACACUUGAGGCCUUGCUGCUCCCGACACUCAUGAACCUGAACCUAGCGGUACAUCAACAUGGUUUCUGUCUGCACUCCACACACGACCGCGAUAAUCACUAAAGUACAGAGCCGCAACACUUGGUAGUAGCACUUGGGGGAAAGGACAAAGAAAUGUUGCUGGCCACUUACAAGGCUAUCGGCCGGCCGGUCGUAAAUAUCGCAGCACCGGUAUGGUCGCCUGUAUGCAGCGGCACGCGCAGAAGAAGAUACAGACGUGUCAGAACACCGUACUCCGGACAGCUAUAGGAUGCCUCUUGAUGUCACCAGAAGCACAUUUGCACAAUGAGGCCACUAUGCUGCCUAUAAGGAAGCAUAAUGAACUGCUUACCAAGCAGUUUCUACUAGGCUUUCGUAGAAAUCACCCAUGUAAUCACUUGCUGGAAGCAGAACCGCCCUCAGUUUCAGACACGAUCUAAACGCCAUUCACAGUGGAGCUAUUAACACCUUCCUUGACUCCCUUCCAGUGAAUGGCGUCCUUGGAACCAAACCACCACGUUUAGCAGACGAAGAGCUCGAGUUGCCACGUGAAACCAGAGUGACCCUUACGCAACUUCGAUCUUGCAAUUGUAGCAGGUUAAACUCCUAAUUAUCCAGGCUAAACCCCGACAUACAAAAUACUUGUCCUGCAUGCAACGAGUCCUCGCAUGACACUAACAUAAGAAGCAUAAUGAACUGCUUACCAAGCAGUUUCUACUAGGCUUUCGUAGAAAUCACCCAUGUAAUCACUUGCUGGAAGCAGAACCGCCCUCAGUUUCAGACACGAUCUAAACGCCAUUCACAGUGGAGCUAUUAACACCUUCCUUGACUCCCUUCCAGUGAAUGGCGUCCUUGGAACCAAACCACCACGUUUAGCAGACGAAGAGCUCGAGUUGCCACGUGAAACCAGAGUGACCCUUACGCAACUUCGAUCUUGCAAUUGUAGCAGGUUAAACUCCUAAUUAUCCAGGCUAAACCCCGACAUACAAAAUACUUGUCCUGCAUGCAACGAGUCCUCGCAUGACACUAACCACAUUUUUGUAUGACCAACGAACCCUACUCAUCUAACACCCUUUUACUUUUGGUCCGACCCCGUCGAAGCAGCAUGCUUCCUGGGCCUCCUGUUACCUCGACGACAACUAGAUUUAUACUUUCCUUUUCGGCAGGGAUAGAUAAUCGUUACAACAACAACAACAACCUUCAAAAUAUUAUUAUUUUUUUGUUGUCAACUCGAAUAAAGUUCUCGGAUUAUAAUCUUCCUAGCAAUUUUUCCAUAUUUACUUACUUUCUAAUAUUUUCCUGGCAUUCCACGAAUAUUUCAAGACUAAAAUUAGCCAGAUCGGUUUUGCCGUUCUCGACUUUUUGCGAGACUAACGAACAGAGCAAUUAAUUUUUAUAUCUAUUGAUUACCAAUUGUUUGUAUGGGAGAUUAGAAAAGUGUGGUUUUUAGUCUUUUUCAGGAAAUUUUUUUAACUUUUCUCUCCAUAAGAACCAUUCUUGCACUUCAAGGAAUAUUGUAAAAAAGUAUUAGCGAAAUCGGUUCAGCUUUUCUCGAGUUAUGCGCUUUGCAACACAUUUUGCGAUUCAUUUUUAUAUUAUAGAAGAUACGGUCAAGCAUUUUUCAGUUUGCGGUAUUUUAUUAAUAUUUAAUAUAAUUUAAACGUAACAAUUGAAAAUAUGUAUUUUAUUUGCUGAGUUUAUUAUAUUUCCCACAAAAUAUUAUUUACUUUUACGAUUCGAAAUAACAUUUUAUUUUAAACGUGUUGUUGUAUACAUGUCCAAACGACGCUGCUUGAAAGUUGGAAUUUGUGCACGAACUUCUUGUACAAUAGAAAAAUCUGGAAACAAGAAAUAGACAAAUAAACUCCAUUAUUAGGAUACAUAUGCAUGUACAAUAUGUACAUAUACAUAUAUUUUCUUACCAAUAUCAACUGAAAUUAAAUCUUCGCCUUGCGUAGCUGUUUUCAAAACUUGUCCCCAUGGAUUAACUACGCUCGAGUGACCCCAAGCUAUAUAUUCAGCAUUUUCAUCGCGAGCAGGCGAAGUCGUUACAACAUAUAAUUGAUUAUCGUUGGCUCGCGAACGCUGUAAAAGUUCCCAAUGUAAGGGACCAGUA